Centropristis striata (black sea bass) is the source of this 2430-nucleotide messenger RNA. RefSeq names its product phosphatidylinositol glycan anchor biosynthesis, class V (gene pigv). The coding region runs from base 305 to 1828 and encodes 507 amino acids. The transcript has 3 exons. NCBI's taxonomy places the organism in Eukaryota, Metazoa, Chordata, Actinopteri, Perciformes, Serranidae. Gene Ontology annotation, molecular function: GPI mannosyltransferase activity; alpha-1,6-mannosyltransferase activity. The record is from RefSeq and is a predicted model, not a curated record. Gene Ontology annotation, cellular component: mannosyltransferase complex; endoplasmic reticulum membrane. Gene Ontology annotation, biological process: GPI anchor biosynthetic process.
AAGUGAAAAGGGCCAUUCGAAAUUGCUGCAGGAUGAGGAUGUGAGGACAAAGAUUGCACCUGAGCGAAAACAAACGCUGUUUGACGAAGGCUAGCUGUCUAAUAAAACGAGUGUCUGCCCUCUCUUAUAUUUGUCAAACAAAUGAUGACGCGAAACUUACCGUAUCUCAUUCAUCGAGAGGGUUUUCCCCCGAGCUCGCUAUGUUUUAUAGACAAUAUGAGGAACCCAGCAGUGUCUGUGUCGUAGCAGGGACAAUGCUCAGGCCUGUCAGAACCGGCUUUUACAGAUUUUCUCCGUCACAUCAAUGACUAUGGAUGUCAGAGCAGUUCUGGAGUUUGCCACAGUUACCAGGGGGCUGUCGCUGUUUUUGCAGGCUGUCUUCAAUGCUAUCAUCCCUGACCAUGAUGCUGAUGCGUUCAAGCCCCCACGGACAGAGGAGCCUCUGUACUUGGACUCUGCAGUGGAGUGGCUAUUGGGUGGCCUCUCUCACUGGGAUGCCGAGCACUUCCUUUUCAUAGCUGAGAGAGGAUACCUCUUUGAGCACAACUUUGCUUUCUUCCCGCUCUUCCCCGUGGUCCUCCGAGGGCUGGCGGAGACGCUGCUGUGGCCCCUGAGCAGCUGGCUGAGCGUGCGGGGGCGUCUGCUGGUGGCUGUGGCUCUGGGGAACACUGCCCUCUUCCUGUUGAGUGUGGUCGCCUUGUAUGCUCUCAGCAGGCUGGUUCUCCAGGACAGGCGUCUCGCUCUGCUCUCCAGCCUGCUCUACUGCAUCACACCUGCCAAUGUUUUCAUGACUGCUGGAUACUCAGAGAGCCUGUUUGCUGCACUCACAUUCGGUGGUCUGUUCCUCCUGGAGAAAGGAUUCACCUUCAGGGCCUGCCUGGCUCUCAGCAUAGCCACUGCAGCGCGAUCUAACGGACUUGUUAACAUAGGAUUUCUGCUGUAUCUUCCAUCACUGCACGCUAUUUCCCAGAUUCGUGUAUAUCGCACAACAACAAAAGGCCACAGCAAAGUCUUCCGAUACAUCUGGGCUGUCAUCCGUCUCCUGCUCACCUCCCUCUUGGGAACUGCAAUUAUUGCCCUCCCCUUCUGUGCGUUCCAGUACUAUGGGUAUAGGACGUUUUGCACACCAUCUGUCUCCUUGGAGCGGAUCCCUCCUGCUCUCCUGUCGCUGGCUGAACUACGGGGCUACCGUGUUCCAGAUGAAAAUGGUCCACCGCCCCUCUGGUGCAUGAGACCUCUCCCCCUGCUUUAUUCUCACAUCCAGGAUGUUUACUGGGAUGUGGGCUUCCUUCGCUACUUUGAGCUGAAGCAGAUGCCAAACUUCAUUCUGGCUCUACCGAUGGCCACCCUCGGCAUAAUGGCAGCUUAUGCAUAUUUUCAAGCUAAUCCAGAACUGUGCCUGAGACUUGGACUUUGGGAGACGGGUGCAAAUAAAGGACUUGACAAACCGAUACCGGGGAUGUUCAACCCCAGAGUGUUUGUUUACGUUGUCCAUUCAACAGUCCUUCUGGUGUUUGGAACAUUGUGUAUGCAUGUGCAGGUUCUAACCAGAUUCAUGGCCUCCUCGUCUCCUGUGCCCUUCUGGAUAAGUGCUCACCUGCUCCUCCUCAAUGAACCACUUCUCCAUCGCAGGAAGACCUCAAACCCCAAUGUACAGCUACAGAGCCAUUCCAGAAAUGGAUGCAAGCACACACCUCAAAACCCCAUCAUUGCACUGCUGCCACACUUUAAAACCUGUUCUCCUACCACGCAGAGCAUUCUGGGAUACUUCCUGUCUUACUGGGUGCUGGGCCUGGCUCUACACUGUAACUCCUUGCCAUGGACAUGACUUAAGACUAUUUACUGAGCUUUAAAGGCAGUAUUUCUACGAAGGACUGGGCAAUAUAUGUUUAUUUUAAAUCAUCAAGGACACACAGCUGUUUUUGCAGUACAUCAUCCAUAUUGCAUUUUUGCUAUUACUUCAGUAAUUGUUAAAUAAUAGAUUAAAUAAUUUAUAAUUAUUUUUUGCCCAGUCCUCCAUAUAACUUACAUAGUACAUUUUUUAUGCAAUAGCCAACUAAUUUGAUUUGAACAUCUCCAUUAAAUGUGUUUGGAACAGUUUGAGAACAAACUCAAAUGUACAAUACUUUUGAAACUUUAUUGAAUGCUGUUUAGUUGUAAAUAUUGGGAAGAUUAGGGUUGUACUUGGGGAAAAAAAACUUUUCUUGCUAAAGUUUUGCUGAAGCAAAACAUUUUUAUUUACUCUUUAAUUUAAUAUUGCACUGCAUGUUUUGGGAUUUUGGGAUGUGAAUGAAAAAAAACAAGGUUUUGUUGCUGUAAAACGAUCCUCAAUUAAGAUCAUUCCUUUUUCUUGAGGCAUUAAUGUAAAACUGCUAUUGUGUUUUGUUGGAACAUUAAACAUUGGCUGCCAAAGUUGCAUUGGCAAGUUCA